CUGCGCCCCCUUUUCCACUGCUGUCAGUUGCUUUUUGACAAAAAGGAGCUCCGCUGCUUGCUCCUUACUAUCAUUCGCUGUUACUGCGAUCGCCUUGCUGAUGCUACUAUGGCUAUUGGCGGUGUUGUUUUUGCUAUUGAUGGUGUUGCUAGUUUUAGAUUGCUCCUGCUCUGCAUCCCCCUCAUCCUCUUCUUCGGUCGUCAAGGCAGUGCUCACAGAGGAGCCCUUUUCGUACACGUCCAAAAGACAAUUCCAAAACUCGUCGUUUUCGCUGGUGAUGUUGGUAUCAACCGUGAUACGUCGUCUAUCGUCGUCAGCUGUAGUACUCGUCGUUGUUGCAGAACUAGCUGUCGUGUUACUGGCAUCAAACAACUUGGAAAAUGGACGAAAUUCAGGGGACAUAGGGGUGUCUAGCG
Molecule: messenger RNA, 416 nt
Organism: Zychaea mexicana
Lineage: Eukaryota; Fungi; Mucoromycota; Mucoromycetes; Mucorales; Lichtheimiaceae
Exons: 1
Coding region: 109-414 (101 amino acids)
Source: RefSeq, a predicted model, not a curated record